AUUUUCUCUCUCGUCAGUGGUAGCAAAGGAAAUUCUCUCGACUGUGGUACGUUGCAUUGUUGUUCACUUGUUCGACAAACGAGCUGCAACAAGAACCAGACAAGAUCGAUAGAGUGAGAAGGCAGGACUGAGAACCGAGGGAAUUCCCAGUAGAAGGAGAAAUUUAGCAAACCUAACAAUGGCGAUUUCCGGCUAUCUAAGAGUCUCUGCAACUCUUCAUCUUCAUCACUCUUACCCUCGUCGAAGUGCUUUGUCAUCCCCGAAGGUAGACUUCUCUAGUUCCUUGAAUGGGGCAUCCAGCAUCUCUGAAUUUACACCAAAAUAUCCCAGCAUGGCAGUUAGACAUCAUGGUACCCGCGGUCAAUGGAAGCCAGUUUCUGCAGUCAGUGGAGAUCGUAAUCUGUCACCAAAAUUUGCUACCCAAGAAGCAGAGAAUUUCCUCCUUGAUGCUGUUAAUAUGAGCUUCUUUGAACGACUGAGCUUGGCUUGGAAGAUAGUUUUCCCAUCAGCAGUGUCUAGAAAAAGUUCAAAUGCUAGGAUUGCCAAGCAGCGUCUAAAGAUGAUUUUGUUUUCUGAUCGAUGUGAAGUAAGCGAUGAGGCAAAGCGCAAAAUUGUUGACAACAUUGUGCGGGUUUUGUCUGACUUUGUGGAAAUAGAAUCACAGGACAAAGUGCAGUUGAGUGUCUCUGCUGAUACUGAUAUUGGAACUAUUUACUCUGUGACAGUGCCUGUUCGGCGUGUAAAGCCGGAAUAUCAGGAUCUGGACGAAUAUGGGACAAUAACUAACAUCGAGUACAAGGAUAUCGGAGAUAGUUCAGGUUCGGUUGAUGUUAGAUUUGACUUUUAUGUUCCGGAUGAGAGGUCAUGAUUUCUGAACUGAAAGUUUGGACAAGACUAUUGAAAAAUUUGUGUUAGGAAUUUUUACUAGUUUAACCAUGUUAUGACUGUGUAUAUAAUUGAGACUUGAGUAAGGGAAGACUAGGAGCUUUUCCGUUUGACUAUACUACCUUCAUUUUGUUUGUUUUGAUGUUUAGCUGAGCUAAAUAUGCCUUGUUAUUUUCAUUUGAGAUCUAUGAUAAGCUCUUCUUUGAAGCCA
Molecule: messenger RNA, 1096 nt
Organism: Prosopis cineraria
Lineage: Eukaryota; Viridiplantae; Streptophyta; Magnoliopsida; Fabales; Fabaceae
Product: cell division topological specificity factor homolog, chloroplastic
Exons: 2
Coding region: 179-868 (229 amino acids)
Biological process (GO): cell division; regulation of division septum assembly; chloroplast fission
Source: RefSeq, a predicted model, not a curated record